Notechis scutatus (mainland tiger snake) is the source of this 1715-nucleotide messenger RNA. The record is from RefSeq and is a predicted model, not a curated record. NCBI's taxonomy places the organism in Eukaryota, Metazoa, Chordata, Lepidosauria, Squamata, Elapidae.
UGUUUGUUUGCGAACCCGUGUUUUGCCGGCUCCAAGUGCCUCAACAUCGCGCCCGGGUUUCGUUGUGAGCCGUGUCCACUUGGCUACAAGGGGAACCUUGUCACCGGAGUUGGGGCCGAUUACGCCAAAGCCAGCAAACAGAUUUGCACGGACGUUGAUGAGUGCAACGAUGGGAACAACGGAGGUUGUGACCCCAACGCAAUUUGCACCAACACAGUGGGGUCUUUCAAAUGUGGGCCGUGUAAAUCCGGUUUCGUGGAGAAGGAGCCGGGCAGCUGUACCCCCCAGAAAGCGUGCGAAAGUCCGAGCCACAAUCCUUGUGACGUCAACGGAUAUUGCCUCUUUGAACGCAAUGGAGAUGUUUCCUGUUCGUGCAACGUAGGUUGGGCCGGCAACGGAAAUGUGUGUGGCCGGGACACCGAUAUUGACGGCUAUCCGGACGAGCCUUUGCCCUGCAUUGACAACAACAAGCAUUGUGCGCAGGACAACUGCCGAUUGACCCCUAACUCAGGACAGGAAGAUGCGGAUAAUGACGGCAUUGGGGACCAGUGUGACGAUGACGCCGACGGGGACGGGAUCAAGAACGUGGAGGAUAACUGUCGUCUCCUCCCCAACAAAGACCAGCAAAACUCGGACCCAGAUUCAUUUGGAGAUGCUUGCGACAAUUGUCCCAACGUUCCGAACAAUGAUCAAAAGGACACCGACCAAAACGGGGAAGGGGAUGCGUGUGACAACGACAUUGAUGGGGAUGGGAUUCCCAAUGGGCUGGACAAUUGUCCUAAGGUACCCAACCCACUGCAAACAGACCGCGAUGAAGAUGGUGUCGGAGACGCUUGUGACAGCUGUCCAGAACUUAGCAAUCCAACUCAGACAGACGUGGACAGUGAUCUGGUGGGAGACGCUUGCGACACGAACGAGGACAGAGACGGCGAUGGCCACCAGGAUACCAAAGACAACUGCGUGGAAAUUCCUAAUAGCUCGCAGCUGGAUUCAGAUAACGACGGGCAGGGCGAUGACUGUGAUAAUGACGACGACAACGAUGGGAUCCCUGACUACCUGCCUCCGGGUCCCGACAACUGCCGCCUGAUCGCUAAUCCCAACCAGAAAGAUGUCGACGGCAACGGUGUGGGAGACGCCUGCGAGGAGGAUUUUGACAACGACACGGUGGCCGAUCCGAUAGACGUGUGUCCGGAGAGUUCUGAAGUGACGCUGACUGACUUCCGGGCCUAUCAGACAGUCAUCUUGGACCCUGAGGGAGAUGCUCAAAUUGACCCCAACUGGGUGGUCCUUAACCAGGGUAUGGAAAUUGUCCAAACCAUGAACAGCGAUCCCGGCUUGGCUGUCGGAUACACGGCAUUCAACGGGGUGGAUUUUGAAGGCACUUUCCAUGUCAACACCAUGACCGAUGACGAUUACGCCGGCUUUAUCUUCGCCUACCAAGACAGCGCCAGUUUUUACGUGGUCAUGUGGAAACAAACCGAACAGACGUACUGGCAGGCCACGCCCUUCCGGGCUGUGGCUGAGUCCAGCCUCCAGCUCAAGGCGGUAAAAUCGGAAACGGGGCCCGGCGAAUAUCUACGCAAUGCCUUGUGGCACACAGGCCACACACCCGGCCACGUCAAGCUUCUGUGGAAAGAUCCUCGCAACGUAGGAUGGAAAGAUAAAACCUCUUACCGCUGGCGUCUCUUGCACAGACCCCAAGUGGGGUAUAUCCG